Molecule: messenger RNA, 795 nt
Organism: Solanum pennellii
Lineage: Eukaryota; Viridiplantae; Streptophyta; Magnoliopsida; Solanales; Solanaceae
Exons: 2
Coding region: 1-795 (264 amino acids)
Source: RefSeq, a predicted model, not a curated record
AUGGAGUUGCGGGAAGAAUUGGAGGAGCUCUCAGAAGGAAGUAGUAACCCAUGGAUACUGGGGGGUAAUUUCAAUGUUAUACUAUAUGCAGAGGAGAAACUAGGAGGUCUCCCUUUUACUCAUUCAGAGGUUGCUGACUUUGCACAUUGUGUUAGCAAUAGUGCGCUUGUGGAAUUACCAACCACAGGAAGCAAAUUUACAUGGUGUAAUGGAAGAAUAGAAGAGGAAUAUAUCUUCAAAUGGUUAGAUAGGGUUAUGGUCAACCAUGAGUUCCAGGAUAUACUGCCGAGUAGUAGUGUUCAACACCUAAUUAGACAGGGUUUAGAUCAUGCUCCCUUACUAAUGGCUAAUAGGUGUGAUCUUAGUAAAGCUGAAGCGGAGCUCAGAAAAUAUCUCAACAUUCAAGAAGAAUUUUGGAGGCAAAAGGCUGGUAUGAGAUGGUUCAAGGAUGGGGAUAGGAAUACAAUAUUUUAUCAUACAUAUGUCAAAGGAAGAAGGAAAGAGCUGCAUAUAGGAGAGAUUAAAUUUAAUCAUGAAGAUGUCCUCAAGACUAAUGAUCGAAUAGGAGAGGCAACUGUUGACUUCUUCGGGGACCAGUUUCGAGAAGCAGAUGUGAUGAUUAAUGUAGCGAUGAUCAAUAAUAUACCUCGUGUGAUCUCGGCAGAGCAGAAUGAUAAGAUGGAAGAACUACCAAGCUUGGAGGAGAUUAAAACAGUGGUUUAUAAGCUGAAUGGAGACAACACCAGUGGACUGACUAGAUGGAUUUUUAGGAUCUUUUUUCCAAGUGUGCUGUGA